UUGCAUUCGCUUCCAUCUCUCCGUCCCAAAUGAACUAAAAUGGUUGUUCGGAGUCGCCGGGACUCGAACUUCUGCCAUUGCCUAUAUUUUUAUAGACAAAGAAAUAUGUCACGUCGGCGUUGAUGCGUCCUCGAUGUUGGUCUCGUCUCGUCUCCUGAGCAUCGGAACCAUCAAAACCUCACGCUUUGUCUCGUCGGCUACGUCUCCUUCCUUAAACCCUCCGAAGCCCAACGCUGAGUUCACCGAUCUCUGCUCUUCAGGGCACCUGAAAGAAGCCUUCGAGAGGUUCAAAUCCAAAAUAUGGUCCAACCCGAAUCUCUUCUCCCACCUCCUGCAAGCAUGUAUUCCCAAGAACUCACUUCCCUUGGCCAAGCAGCUCCAUUGCCUGAUAAUCACCGCAGGGUGCUCCUCGGACAAGUUCGUGUCCAAUCACCUGAUGAACCUGUACUCCGAGUAUGGAGAGUUGGAACAGGCCGAGGCUUUGUUCGACUGCAUGCCGAGGAGAAAUGUGAUGUCUUGCAACAUACUGUUGAAGGGGUACGUGAAGAUGGGGGAUUUGGAAGGUGCCCGGAAAUUGUUUGACGGAAUGCCCGACAGGAAUGUCCCCUCUUGGAACGCGAUGAUCACGGGGUUUAUGCAGUUCAGGCGCAAUGAGGAGGCAUUGGAUUUGUUUUCCCAGAUGCAUAAAGAAGGUUUCUUGCCUGAUGACUUCACUGUGAGUAGCGUCCUUGGGGGCUGUGCUGGGCUGAGGGCCAUAUAUGCUGGGCAGCAAGCUCACUCAUACGUGAUAAAAUGUGGGCUCGAGCUGAAUAUGGUGGUGGCUAGCUCGUUGGCUCACAUGUACAUGAAAUGUGGGAGUUUAGGGCAAGGAGAGGUUGUUAUAAGAUCAAUGCCGGUCCGACACGUGGUGGCUUGGAACACCCUUAUCGCAGGAAAGGCCCAGAAUGGGUCCCCAGAGGGGGUCUUGGACCAGUACAACAUGAUGAAGAUCGCGGGACAGAGACCUGAUAAGAUUACCUUUGUGAGUGUGUUGAGUGCCUGCUCGGAUUUAGCCACAUUGGGACAGGGGCAACAGGUUCACGCUGAGGCAAUUAAAGCAGGGGCUAGUUCUGUAGUUGGAGUGGGGAGUUCUUUGAUUAGCAUGUAUUCAAGGUGCGGUUGCCUGGAAGAAUCGGUGAAGGCCUUCUCAGAAUGCAAAAAAAAAGAUGUCGUUCUCUGGAGCUCGAUUAUUGCUGCACAUGGUUUCCAUGGGAAAGGGGACAGAGUGAUCGAGUUGUUUGAGCUAAUGCAGGAGGAAGAAGUAGAGGUUAAUGAAAUUACCUUCUUGAGCUUGCUUUAUGCUUGUAGCCACUGCGGCUUGAAGGAUAAGGGAGUCGAGUUCUUUGAUAUGAUGGUAAAGGAGUACGGUCUGAAACCAAGGAUAGAGCACUACACCUGUAUGGUGGAUUUGCUCGGAAGAUCGGGGAGUUUACAUGAAGCCAAGGCAACAAUUAGGACAAUGCCCUUGAAACCUGAUGCUGUCAUAUGGAAGACUCUUCUGUUUGCUUCCACAAUCCACAAGAAUGCCGACAUGGCGAAGAGAGCUGCUGAGGAAGUUCUCAAGCUUGAUCCUCGGGAUUCGGCCUCUUAUGUGCUUCUCUCAAACAUACACGCUUCUGCUAAGAGGUGGAACAAUGUUUCUGAAGUCAGGAAGUCCAUGAGAGAUCAGAAUGUGAAGAAGGAACCUGGGAUAAGCUGGGUCGAGAUCAAGAACCGAGUUUACCAGUUCAUUAUGUUUGAUAAAGCCCAUCCACAUUAUGCGGAUAUCAAUAUAUAUCUUAACGAGCUUAUCGCAGAAAUGAAACUGAGGGGUUACAUACCUGAUAUGGGAUCAGUCUUGCACGAUAUGGAUAAUGAGGAGAAGGAGCACAACUUAGCUCACCACAGUGAGAAGUUGGCCAUUGCCUUUGCUUUGAUGAACACUCCCGCUGGUUCGCCAUUAAGGGUUAUGAAGAACUUGCGGGUCUGUGGAGAUUGCCAUGUUGCUAUCAAGUAUAUAUCAGAGAUCAAAGGCCGGGAAAUUAUUGUUCGGGAUUCGAGUAGGUUUCAUCAUUUCAAGAAUGGGAGCUGUUCAUGUGGGGAUUACUGGUAAAGCAAGCUCCCGGAUGUACGAUUUUAUUUAUUUAUCUCAUUCGCUGAUCUCAUUCUGCAUUUGUUGACAACUGAUGUAAAUGUUCGGCAUCAUGAUGGACUUAAGUAAACAUGAGAAAACAACCUUCUCUUUGA
Punica granatum (pomegranate) is the source of this 2265-nucleotide messenger RNA. The record is from RefSeq and is a predicted model, not a curated record. NCBI's taxonomy places the organism in Eukaryota, Viridiplantae, Streptophyta, Magnoliopsida, Myrtales, Lythraceae.